AUGGCAACAUUACCUUUCACUGCGAAAAGUUCCCUUGAAGGACACCCGAAUCCGGAUCGCAAAGAAAUUGGAUUUCUCGCCAUGCUUGGACACCUCCUCUGCCUCGCGGCCUUCCUCCCGGCCAUCCUGGCCCAAGGAGGAUCCCUGGAGACGUUCGAUGAUCUCGUCGCAGCUCUUCGGGCUGGCCAUCGCGUUGCUGCCAAUUUCGACACCAGUUUGUGCGAAGAUGCCACUGUUCCCGAGCCCGUCAGGCGAUGUAGCCAGGAGGCUUUUUUACUAGCUGAUGGAACGUUCUUCCUCGUCUUCACGUUCGUGAAUUCUGACGGGGACGCCUGGUUCACUGCCUACGAGGUGGCCACGGAAACGGGUCUCGUCAUCAACGAUUUCUAUGCGACUUGCACGCUUGGCGUUGGAGUUUCUCUCGUCGAAAGGGGCUUGAACCAGCCCGACACUACAUUUACAUCGUACGAUGAGCUGACGUAUGCAAUGAAGCAUGGAUAUCAAGUCACGCUCACAGUCCGAAUCCUCAUGUUAUACCCAUUCAUGCUGAUGAGGAAAAGCGAUGACACGACUCCUUCCGAUACAGACGAGGCAGGAAACGAGAUUCUCAUCGUAGAAUCGCCCGCCCUGUCGCUAAGCGCGGUCGAGGGCCAGACGGUUUACACAGUCACAAGGGUCAUCGUUCAUUCGAAUGGAACCGCCUUCAUAUCGUCCAAUCACUACAACACCCAGACCUGGGAGGACGAAUAUCCUUAUCCCGAAGGAUUCCUGUGCGUCUUCGCGGAAUCCGUCAACUUUCACUACGCCAGUGUCGCUGGAAACUUGGUCGUGGAAGAAUUCUCCGUGACCACAGACGACAGGCUCCACGAUAAGAUUACCAUCUUCGACCCAUUGACUCCUGGUAACUCAAGCGUUACCAUUUUCGAUUGCACAAUGGUCGACGGAGUCGAAUUCUCUGCCCCCGCCUAUGACUUUCAUCAGAGGUUUGAUGAAGUCAUCAGAGGUUUGAUGAAGAAAUGCGUUGGGUUCAUUAUCCACAACCGUAGUGUGGAGUUGACGGAUUUCUCGUCGCUCCUCGAGGCGCAACUGAGUGGAUCGAAACUGAUGACAAAGAUCGACUUCGGUGAAUGCUUGGACCCGACCGGCCAAGUCGACACCGCCGGUGUCACAGCCGGCGCAUACCUCCAAGACCUCCUGGUCCUCGGUCCCGACAGAGAAUCGCUGGAGAGCUUCGAGGACUUGGUCGCGGCGCUUAGGGCUGGUCAUCGCGUCCAAGCAAAUUUCAACAGAGACUUCUGCGAAGAGUCCAACUAUCCUUCACAAAGGGUGGUGUCGGUGCAAUUCAGCAGAUGGCAAUACACCGAGGUGGAACUGCAAGUUCCGGCCGUCGUCGCCGUCCAGCCGCCGAUCAUGAUCGACGGCUGGUUUUCGCUGAUCUUCUCGUACGUGGACGCCGACGGUCUUGCCAUAUUGGAAGAAUACACGAUUUCCGCGGAAACGGGCGCCGUCGUCAGCAAUAACUUCAUGUCCUGCACGACCGGCGUCGGAACCUUUUUCCUCGAGAAGGGCAACCGACAGCCCGACACUGCUUUGACAUCGUACGACGAAGUCAUGGCGGCCCUCACGGAAGGCCGUCAACUGACGCUCACGGCCAAGGCCACCGACUGCGAACAUCCCCUGCCCCCCGAGGUCAUCCUCGCCGAGGGCGGAACCACCUCCUACCAGUGGGUCGUCCCCCCAGGCGACACAUACGACUCCUACGCGACCUCCGCCGAAGUCGACGCCGCCCUCUUGGCCGGGAAGGACCUCCAGGCCGCCGUGGACGUCACCGCGUGCACUUCGCCCAACGGGACUCUCUCCCCGCUUCUGGCGAGUCACGCUGGAUCUUCCUGA
Darwinula stevensoni is the source of this 1893-nucleotide messenger RNA. The record is from the annotation of a GenBank genome assembly. Lineage: Eukaryota; Metazoa; Arthropoda; Ostracoda; Podocopida; Darwinulidae.